AUGCCAUACAAAAGUGUACUUCUCCUACUGCUAUGCGUACCACAAUACGCUUGUACCAGUGGGUUCUUGGACCUCACUUUCUCGAAAAGCAAGGGCUCUAAAUUCCAAUCUGCUGGGCAACCAAUUGGGUCUCAAUCGCACUACUCCGAAAAACGCGUUUUGGAGCGCGAUGAGUAUCUGCAAGUGCAACUUACCAAUGCAAAUGAUUUCUAUUCAGUGACACUGAAUGUCGGCACACCACCGCAGCAAGUAACUGUUCUUUUUGAUACUGGAUCAUCAGACCUGUGGUUUUCGUCCAGUCAAAACCCGUACUGUGCAUCCCAUGCUUCUGGCGAUGACAACAAUUAUGAUCGGCGCGCCAACCUAGAUCAAACCCCAUCUGCUAUAUCUGCAUUACCUGAUACGACAAUCAUGGGAGUUCCUAUCGCUCCAACUAUAGAUUGCAGUCAGUACGGAACUUUUGACUAUUCAAGCUCGUCCACGUUCGAAGGAGACAAGUCAAAAUCUUUCCGCACUCGCUAUGCAGAUGGCUCCUUUGCCUUGGGAUUUUGGGCGCACGAUGAGCUUUAUUUGAACGAUUUGAAACUCUCUCAGCUUGAAUUCGCAGUAGCUGAUAUCUCCAACUCAACGGUGGGGGUCCUCGGUGUGGGUAUCAAACAACUUGAGUCCACUUUCAACUAUUUUAACAGUACAUCAUACACCUAUCCCAACUUCCCUGUGUUCCUGAAAGAAAACGGGGUGAUCGAAAAAGUAGCAUUUUCCCUUUAUCUCAACUCAUUAGAUGCUCCCGCGGGAUCGGUGCUCUUUGGUGGCGUCGAUCGUAGCAAGUACACAGGAGAAUUGGUUACGGUUCCCUUGAUAAACACUUAUAAAGACAAGGGGGUCCCGCAACCUAUUCAAUUCGAAAUUACAGUGCAAGCAGUUGGUAUAAAGAGCGAAAGCAAAUGUCUGCAGGAAACAAUCAGCAGUAUCAAGUUUCCGGCGUAUUUGGAUUCGGGCGCAACCCUCACAUUCAUGGACGCAUCGAUAGUGGACAAAAUAGCUGAUUCUGUGAACGCGAGCUGGUCGGACGAGUGGCAGUUUUACAUGCUGGAAUGUCCAGCUGCAACCGACGAUACUGAGCUAGUUUUUGACUUCAGCGGUUUUCAUAUAACCACACCCUUGUCUGAUUACAUUUUACAGACAGAUCAAAAGAAAUUAUGUGCGCUGGCUUUCAUUCCUGGCGAUCAGCAUGCAACUUUUGGUGAUGUCUUUCUGUCUGCAGUUUAUGCUGUUUAUGAUCUGGAGGCGUUGGAAUUGUCUCUUGCGCAGGCUAACUAUAAUGCAGGCGCUCCGGAUAUUGAAGCUAUUUACUCGAACAUUCCUGGAGCACAAAAGGCACCACAAUACAGUAACAUCUGGGAACAAGACGCUGCUGAUGUUGCGUUGGUCACCUCAAAUAUGUUUGACACUCCUAUGCUUUGCACCUCGGCAACAGGGACCAUAAAUGUCUCAAUGAGCGUUCAAUCCUCCCUUAGUAGCUCGCAGCCGAGCAACUCCCACGUUUUCAAUCAAAGUAACCUUGCCACGAUCACGGCGUCCAGCACGAUUGUAAAUAACACAUCCACGACAACAGCUUCAAGCACUAGACAGCAAUUAUCAGCGGACUCAAUUGCGAACUUAUUUUCUGGGCACAAUUCAACAACAAACAGUGACACAUCAUAUGGUACAGGGUAUAGGCCCACCAGUGAAGGGCACAGAGCCUCACUACUUUUCCAUGACGGAAAUUCGAGCACGGCUAUGACGGCAACAGAUUCGAGGAUUUCGGCUUCCAAUGAUACUUCAAUUGGCAACGUUAACAACACCGCAAUGAAAUCAAGCUUUUGUAUUAGGGAAACUCGCUCUUCUUUUAGGGGACAGACCACCGGUUUCUAUACAGUAAUCCCAUCGGGCCCUUUAUCGAAGGAUGCAACCAUACUUUCCUCCUUCUGGCAAGCUGCAACUUCCACGUCGUCUGUAGAAAACCAGAGCAGAGAGAGCGGCAGCACCUCUAACUCGAUCCAAGUUGAGUGCUCAGCGUGCCUCAUCCAGCCAACUGAUGCUUCUUAUUCAGGGUCUUCAAAUGCUGGUAAAUACAGCAGUCGAAGUACAAUUGUGAGCUCAGAGGGAGGACUGAUAACAAGUGUGGCAAACACUGAUCGUCGAUUCCAGUCAAGCGAGAUUAGCAGCUCUACAGCCGUUGAUGCCUCGGUAGAAUGCUUUGAGGGGAAAUCGUGCCUGUCGGGAAAACUAACACCUGCAACUUCGUCCCAAUAUAUGAUUACACAAUCAGAUUCGGCCGUUCUCGGAUGGGGCACGGUAAAGAGUAGUUUAUUUACACCCAUUGCGUUGAUACUAUUCGCCAUUCUCUCCGCAAUGUGA
This is a messenger RNA of Lachancea lanzarotensis, 2400 nucleotides long. Its product is annotated as LALA0S12e01134g1_1. NCBI's taxonomy places the organism in Eukaryota, Fungi, Ascomycota, Saccharomycetes, Saccharomycetales, Saccharomycetaceae. The coding region runs from base 1 to 2400 and encodes 799 amino acids. The record is from RefSeq and is a predicted model, not a curated record. The transcript has a single exon. Gene Ontology annotation, biological process: proteolysis. Gene Ontology annotation, molecular function: aspartic-type endopeptidase activity.